This is a messenger RNA of Hibiscus syriacus, 912 nucleotides long. RefSeq names its product galactinol synthase 1-like. The coding region runs from base 34 to 912 and encodes 292 amino acids. The record is from RefSeq and is a predicted model, not a curated record. The transcript has 4 exons. Gene Ontology annotation, molecular function: glycosyltransferase activity. NCBI's taxonomy places the organism in Eukaryota, Viridiplantae, Streptophyta, Magnoliopsida, Malvales, Malvaceae.
ACAGUUUCUCUCCUUCCAUUAAGCUUCAUUUUCAUGCCUCCUGAAUUGGUUCCAUCCGCUGAUAAAACCAACGUUUUCGCUAAACCGGUCACCUUGCGCAACCGUGCUUACGUCACUUUCUUGGCCGGAAAUGGGGACUACGUGAAAGGCGUCGUAGGGUUAGCUAAUGGGUUAAGGAAGGUGAAAGCGGCGUACCCUUUAGCUCUGGCUUACUACGUAAUCAAUUAUUCCAAGCUCCGUAUUUGGGAGUUUGUGGAGUACAGUAAGAUGAUAUACCUUGACGGCGACAUUCAGGUGUACGACAACAUCGAUCGCUUGUUCGAUUUGGCCGACGGGAAUUUCUACGUAGUAAUGGACUGUUUCUGUGAGAAAACAUGGAGCCACACACCACAAUACAAGAUCGGGUACUGCCAACAGUGUCCCGACAAGGUGAAGUGGCCUGCCAAGUUGGGCAAUCCUCCUCCUCUUUACUUCAAUGACGGAAUGUUCGUGUUCGAGCCCAGCCUUACGAACUAUGAAUCUCUGUUGAAGACUCUGGAAAUCACAAUCCCAACCCCAUUCGCGGAGCAGGACUUUUUGAACAUGUUCUUUAAGGACAUUUACAAGCCAAUUCCUUUGAUUUACAACCGUGUUCUUUCCAUGUUACGGCGUCAUCCCGAGAAUGUGGAGCUUGAAAAAGUUAAAGUUGUUCACUAUUGUGCACAGGGAUCAAAGCCUUGGAGGUAUGCAGGGAAAGAAGACAUCAAGAUGCUUGAUCAGAAAUGGUGGGACAUUUACAACGACGACUCACUUGAUUUCAAGGAACCCACCGUUGGUGAAGCAGAGACGGAGCCCGUUAAUCUGCAACCCUUCCUGGUUGCUCUCUCAGAAGCCGGUUCAGUCCACUUCGUGGCUGCUCCAUCGGCGGCGUAA